Molecule: messenger RNA, 1924 nt
Organism: Halichondria panicea
Lineage: Eukaryota; Metazoa; Porifera; Demospongiae; Suberitida; Halichondriidae
Exons: 1
Coding region: 67-1767 (566 amino acids)
Source: RefSeq, a predicted model, not a curated record
GGAAAUAAGCUAUAAAAGCAAUAGGGUAAAUCUGAGCUGAAAAGUAAAAUCUAUUAGUACAGUGAAAUGGAAAGCUUCAUUUCAAAGAAUGAUAGUUCUGCAUUUACAUGUGAAGAGCACAAAGCGAUCUUCACUGAAAACCUGGAGCCAUAUCAAAUACUUGCACUCACUGUGCCCCUCGAUACUGCUGUCUGGACAGAGAGAGAUGAGGCGUGGAAAAUCUGUUUCUAUGUGUAUAUUGCUGUGAUGAGUGCAAUCUUUCUGAAAUUAGGCAUCGUAUCGAUUGUAAUGCUCAUUAAGAAAGACUGUAUUCGAUUACCUACAAAGACAUUCUUUGCUAUCUAUAUGUCAACAGCAAUCCUCGGCUUCAGUCGAGCACUUCAUCUGGUGCUUGAUCCAUUUGGACUCGUAGGAUUUAUUUCAGAUCGUUUCCCGGCAUGGUUCAUUGUUUCAAGAAUGCUGAGUGCCUUUGGAUUUCCUAGCCUGGUAGCAAGCACAACACUAAUGAUAUUCACAUUAGUAAAAGUGGCAAAAGCAGUCCCUGGAAAACAGUGGUACCAUUACUGGAAAUUCAUAAUUCUGAUUAUGCUGACACCUUAUGUUAUUGCUUUUGCUGCUGAGUUUAUUGCAAACUUCAACCCCUACCCUGGGCUUGUAAUUGUAAAGGUCUGUGAACUAUCCUUUGCAGUCUGGGGUCUUGUGAUGUGUUUGACCUUUAUUUUCGCAGGGAACCGUUUGCUUCGUCAGCUUAGAUUGCGAGGGAGAAAAACGGUUCGUGUGUCUACCUUUCGUGGCACUCCAGGACGUGAUAUGGAAUCUCAAAUGGCAACAAGACAUGAAUUCGCUUCCAGAGAGCAGCAAAGACAUCAAACACGAAGUAGAAAAACUACACGAAAAAUCACAAUCAUUACUUAUGGAACUGCACUCUUCACAAUUUCGUACUCUCUAAUAUCAAUCGCGAGUGCUGUCAUGAUUUCAAUACUCUUGUAUGCAUCAUGUUUCGGAUUUCAAGGAAGAGAACAAUCAGCAAUAUGGCUGGCAUUUGAGUUUAGCAAGAGAGCCAAUGAAAUAAUUCUCACAAUUGUGCUUCUCUACUCAGUAACUGAUGUAACAGGAGUAUUGCGAGUAUUUUUCGGAAAGUGCUGCAUGACCGAGGUGCAACGUGGUCGAGUUGGACAGUGCAAUAAGUUCAACAAUCUUCAGAAAGACUCAUCAACAAGUAUUUUGUGCACACCAGAAAGACAGGGUGUUAGAAGUACAGAAAGCUUGAAUGUCAGCCCAGAUCAAGAAGGUACUGUUAGUGAUCGAUCUGAUGAAAACAAUGUCACUAACGAAAGUCAAGACAUGAGCACUGAAAGUAUUCAAACGGCCGAAAUUAAUAGUACUGAAACUACUCCACAGUGCAUACCCACUAUCACUCUGACUCUGAGUCAACCGAGCUCAAGUGGAAUUGAAUUACCCACCGCCAGUCAGCCUCUUGAAAUAACAACACCAGAUGAACAGAUUGAGAAUGAAAGGAGAGAAACAAGAAGAUCAAGACAUAGUAAAAGAAAAAGUUCUUCUAAGACUAUUGGAACCCAAACGACAGAACAAGUUGAUUCUGCUGUACAAACCGAACCUAAUCGAAUCAAACCUAUUCCAAAGAAACGACAACCAAAAAAGUCGAAGAAUCAAAUUUUGAAUGAUCGGAGAAUUCCAGCUUUAAGGGAGACACCGCACACACUAACUGCUAUGCAAAAUCGAAUAACCCGAAAACGAACCGUAUAGUCAUUCACUGUGCUUUUUAUGUAUACUUUGUUCCCAUUAUUUUGUAUUGUAUAAUUGUGCACAUCAUAUUCUCAUGCACUGCUCACACAUGCUGUACUCACUCAUAUAAACUGUAAACUUAUCGGAAUCCUCCAAUGCAAUAUCUAUCACUAUGGUA